Molecule: messenger RNA, 381 nt
Organism: Lactuca saligna
Lineage: Eukaryota; Viridiplantae; Streptophyta; Magnoliopsida; Asterales; Asteraceae
Source: the annotation of a GenBank genome assembly
AUGGAGAUAUCUGAAAAGAAAUCAAAGAAGUCGAAGAUAGCUGAUGUUGGGUCUUUGGAUACAAAAGUCAAGUCUUCAAAGAAAACAAAGCAGACGAAUAAGAUGAAGUCAAAGAGUAAGCAAAGAUCAUCAGGUACGAAUGUUGUUCGUAAAACACAAGUAUCUCAUCAAGGGCUGAUUUUUCGGGAAAUUCAUGCCCCUGCUUCUCCAUCAUCAAAGAAGAGAAUGGCUACUGACAUGGCUAAGCAUAUUUCUAAGAAGAAGCAGCGUAAGUUGGUUCUCUCUUCUGAUUCUACAGCUGAUGAGAUAGAAGUUAUUCUAGAGACUCCAGAAAAAGUUCUUAUCAACGAAUCUUCUAAUGCUGAUACUUCAGUGACUUAA